UGAGUCGGCUUGUUCAGCCUGAACCAACUCCCCACAUUAGCCACCAACCUCUAAGCUUCCACGUUCCGUCCGCAGUCAUCCAGAUCUUGCCCGGAUCUAUGCGUGUGAGGCUCCACCGCCCUCGUCAGAGUCCCGCUUUCCCUUGUUGCGACCGCCGCCGUCAAUUCUCUCUUCAACACCGAUCAGAAGCUCGCCGGCUAGAUCAAGUCGCCGAAGCGCUUUUUUCUUUCCAUCUGUCCUUGUUGCCGGAUCAAUCCUCCCCUUCUUGCCUUCCUCGUUGCCAUCUCAAACAGCAAUAUAACAACCUUGACAGCUGGCCUAGGUGACGUGUAAAACAGGAGCCAAUGUAUAAAUAGGAAGAUUCUUUCUGUGAUUGGUUAUAUGUUGUUAUCCAAUAAACUCAUUCUUAGCUACUUUACCAAUUAUGUUAGUAGAUAGCUGAAUAAACACGCCCCCCCCCGGAUAUAUCUCAAUACAAUUCGCCAGAUUUCCUCCAUUAUCGAUCCUUACAAGUGGUAUCAGCAGCCUAUAAUAUGGCAAUGGCGACGAAUACGUCUCGAAUCGUGGAUUUGGAGAAUCAGAUGGUUGCGGUCCAAGUGAAGUUGGAUACUCAUCAUCAAGAUUUGAAGGACACCAUUGUUGUUUUGGCAGCCUCGACGAAGGAGAAUAUCGACGCUCUUACAGCUUCUAUCACCAGGUUGCAGGAGAAAUUGUCGAUUCGCUCGCUGCCGCACGCCGAUCCCGGUCAUUUUACCGAUCACCAACACUUCCGUCAUCAGCAGCGUCGUCCGUCGCUUCUCGACCACUAUCUGCGAUUGGAAUUCUCUUACUUUUCUGGCUCGGAACCUCAAAGUGAAUCUCGGAUUAUGAAUGAUCCUCACGCCUGUACUUCCGAGUUGCGGGGACAAAAGAUGUACACUCAAAGACCUUUGGCUCGCUUGAAAAAAGGUUUCGAUCAUGGAUUCAUUGAAUCCGUUGAUUUUGUAGAAUGUUAGUUUUUUUGUUGUUUUGUGUAUUUUUUAUUUUAGCUUUAAAGAUUUUUAUGGAUAUCAAAUCUUUAUAAUCAUAAGGAUUAUGUAUCUUGAUUCGGGAGAUCUUUUUUUCUCCCUUUUUAUCCCACUAAAUAGACAUAUCAAUAUAUUUUCUAUUUUUUUAGAACCUCACUAAUUUUUUUAUUAAGGAUAAAUAUAUCAUUUAAUAUAGAAUAAGAAUUUUU
Molecule: messenger RNA, 1216 nt
Organism: Linum trigynum
Lineage: Eukaryota; Viridiplantae; Streptophyta; Magnoliopsida; Malpighiales; Linaceae
Source: the annotation of a GenBank genome assembly